CAAGCGACACGUGAACCAAAUGGACAGUAGAAGUUGGUAGAAGCAGAAGGAGGAUCACGCGGUAGAAUUCACCGAGAUCGAGAGACACAGGUAAUACAGGUUAGGGUUAGUUAUAUAGGUUACCCCUACAUACCAACUGCAAUUAUGUUUUCGAAAAAUGCAGUCAAGACAACGCUGUUGUGCGGCCCAAAAGAGUUGAGCAAAUCUUUUAUGUUUGAGGCUGCGACGUAUUGGGCAGAAGAAGGACAACGCGUCGUUUAUGUUACCCCGGUACCUCUGCAGAAACGUCCGGCCGUCUGUCAUGACAGAAGGGAUCCAACAGUCGCGGCGCUUAAAUUAAUGAGAUUUGUAUAUUUGACGGAUUACGAAGCUCUUGCGAAGCAACUUUUUAAACUGCAUACUUAUGCAGCAGUCCCUUCCGUCCUUUUGAUAAAUGACUUGGACGAUUACCUGCUAGAUGACGAAGCUUUUGGAAACGAUGAUUCGAGGACGCGCAUCGCCAGAAUCUGUGCCUUGAUACUUCACUCAAUGAAGUCGUGUUCACGAAUUUUGAAAAAGAGAGUACAUGUGUGCGUAUGGGCCAGUUCGAGUCUCACCAAUAACUUUAUUCAAACAAUGUACUUUGGUAAUAUUUGGAAUUUGAUGGAAAAAGAAGAUGGGAAAAUGAUAUCAGUGGAAAGAUUUUCUAUUGGAUCAUCGUUAGAACGAUCGUAUAUGUAUUAUAAAUUCCAGGAUGGGAUGCGCGUUCUUCAACAAAUAUUAGGCGAUUUAGAGGAGGCUUAAUAAUAUUAUGCAGCGGAGGGAAAUUGCAGUAUCGUGUCUUAUUCUUUUUUUUAUGAACCCAUUAAAAUAAGCGAGCGAGCGAGAGAGAGAGAGAGAGAGAGAGAGAGAGAGAUGGACGAAAUGUUGCAUUUGUGAACAAAUAUAAUACAUUGGAUCGAUUUAUUUCGAAAGAUGGAAAGAGUGGAUCGUUUUCAUCAUCAUCAUCAUUUCUUUAAGGCUGCGCAAGUAUGUACAACGGAAAUCAUAUCUAUCUCUGUUCGCCUGCAUAUCUAUAAUGAAUUAUCGUAUCGAAAGAAUGACAGAUUGUUUCAUUUAUUUAAGCAUUUUUGGAAGGAGAUCUUCUUUCAUUGUAUCAAAGAAGUAUUUUCUGAAAGUGAAUUUAUCCUUAUAAAGUACGUUACACAUCUCGUUGAGUUUAUUUCAAUUUAAUUUACUUUAGUUUAAUUUAGAAUUUUUAAUUUAGCUUAGUUUAGUUUAAUUUUUUUCUUCUUUCUCUUAAAUUUUUUAUCAAGUUUUUUGAAUCAAUUUAUAACGCGUGUUAUUGUAGCUUUUGUUUAAAUAAAUUAAAUGAUAAAUAUAAAAUUUCAAAUUUAAGAGAUUGAAGAAGCGAUCGAAAAAAGCGAUCAUUAAUUAAAUUCAUUGUCAUUGUAUCAAAGUUAUUAGAAUCGUAUUUUACAUAAAAUUAUCAAAAGAAAUGUGUCGACACAAAUGUAUAUUGAUAUGAAAAAUACUAAUUAUACAUUUAAAGAGUCAAA
Messenger RNA from Wasmannia auropunctata (little fire ant), 1538 nucleotides. RefSeq lists its product as uncharacterized. The record is from RefSeq and is a predicted model, not a curated record. Gene Ontology annotation, molecular function: single-stranded DNA binding. The coding region runs from base 145 to 783 and encodes 212 amino acids. Gene Ontology annotation, biological process: double-strand break repair via homologous recombination. The transcript is spliced from 6 exons. Gene Ontology annotation, cellular component: Shu complex. Lineage: Eukaryota; Metazoa; Arthropoda; Insecta; Hymenoptera; Formicidae.